Molecule: messenger RNA, 2232 nt
Organism: Acanthaster planci (crown-of-thorns starfish)
Lineage: Eukaryota; Metazoa; Echinodermata; Asteroidea; Valvatida; Acanthasteridae
Product: monocarboxylate transporter 13-like
Biological process (GO): transmembrane transport
Molecular function (GO): monocarboxylic acid transmembrane transporter activity
Source: RefSeq, a predicted model, not a curated record
ACAAACAAUAGUUUGGAAAUCAUUCACUUAUUUGCAGCGACCAGGACGCUGAGCAGACUGGGUUGUCGAUGUUCGGUCACCUUUUAAGGAUCGUCAGUGUGUGUAAGGCAAGCAGGUUUGCGCGUUAUUCGCUACUCCUAACCAUUAAGAUCAGUGUCAAUCAGUUUUUGGAUUUGGUGUGGCUUGGGUAAAUCAUCGGAAAAUGUCCGAGAUCGAGGAGUCUCAGAGCAGGACAGCCGGAAGUGACAGCGGAGCCGAGGUACGGCAUAACCCCUCGGUGAUCGACGGUGGUUGGGGUUGGCUGGUCGUCCUUGGAGGAUUCGCGACAUUCAUUCUGUGGAGUGGCCUCUUGAAAGGGUUGGGAGUGUUACUUUCUAGUGUGACGACAGACCUGACACAGAAUACAGGGCUGACUGGAGAAAUGAUCGCUAUUCUUGCAGGCAUUAGGAGCCUUGGAGGUCCCUUUGCUGGACCAAUAGGUGACAAGUUUGGUUACAGACUGGUUGUCAUGACAACGAGUUUCUCAGCCGCUCUUGGCAUCAUCUUUGCGGCCUUUACUCAUACCACAAUGCAGUUUCUGAUAUGUUUAGCCGUCAUAUCAGGAGUAAGUUUCUCUGCACCAACUAUCCUGACCAAGGCCAUGAUAGGCCGCUACUUUCAUCAUCGCUUUGCUCUGGCAAUAGGUCUAGCUAGUGCAGGUGAUUCACUGUCCAUGGUCCUCAUAGCGCCUAUGAUGCAGGUUUUGCUAGACACCUACGGAUGGAGGGGCGCUCUACUGAUCCAAGGUGGUCUGUGUCUGCACCUUAUUGCCGUAGGUGCGCUACUCAGAGACCCCCCAAUGUCAGAAGAAACUCAGUUGGGAUAUACAUCCAUCCCAAACGAGGAUAAGAUUGUGGAAUCCUCAGAACAAACAGAUCAAACUCCAGCAAGCUCCAAGUCCUUUCUGAAAACCUUCAACUUCUCCGUCUUGACCAAGUUGGUCUUCUGGGUGAUUUGUCUGGUUAUGACUGGGACAUAUUUGAUAUCUAUCUUGUGGUACCUGUACUUUGUUCCUCACGCGGAGGCAAAGGGCUUCACUCCAGGACAGGCGGUGACGUUUGUCGCGGUAGCUGGUGUGGGACAAAUCGUCACCAAGAUUGCCAUGGGUAAACUCAUCGACAAGGAGAUGAUAAGCAGCAGAGUAGGACUGGUACUUUGUAUCACUACUUGUUCACUGACUCUUGUCAUUGAUCCACUGCUCCAUACGUUCUGGCCCAUGAUGAUUGUGACAACUAUCUUCGGUAGCUCUUUCGGGAUGGUGUUUUGCUUGGUGGAUGUCUUUGCCAAGGAGAUAGCUGGAAAUGAUGGACUUGCUAGUGCCUUGGGCUUCAUUGAUUUGAUCGGUGGGAUAAGCAGAAUAUUCUUGGGAUUCGCACCCGGUUGGAUCUAUGAGAAGAGUGGAAGUUACGACACUGCAUUUGUGUUUAUCGGUGGGCUAUAUCUGACAACCCUCUUACCUCUCGUAACUGAAUGGAUCAUAGACAAACGGUAACAGUGUCCACAUCCUCAUCUGGGAUAUGUUGAUGAAUAAAAGUAAAUAACCACCAACUCCAAGAGGAAAAUAUGGCAUCGGAAAAAUUAUUUCAGUUGUUUCCGUCUUAUCUAGAAUGAUUAAGUGAUAGUAUUAACUAAACCUUUUGUAGCCGUAAAACAACGAUCCCGUAUAAGUUGUUGGAAAGGGACCACAAAAAUGGCAAACACUUGUGUUGGUGUUACUUAAUUGACUUUGAGGUUCACUGCCAUUUUAUUGUACAUUGUUUCACCCAAUCUAUACAAAACAAGUUGUUUUGGAAAGCGUAGUAAAUGACAACGUGCGCAAUGUAUGUCAAUUUCCAGUGUUUAAGGUAUGGUAAUUUUGGGGUAAAACGCGUUAUAUUUUUGUAGCUUUUUCCUUUUACUUGCAAGAAAUAUUAACUGGAGGAAAUAUUUUCAGCAAAGAAAAUUUUUUGAAUAAACUGGUGCCCCUCAAUCACAUGAACGGUGGCUAUCGUUUUGUCCAGAAAAUCACUCCAAUCGUAGUUAUUCGUUUGAGAGUCAAUGUUUGGCGUAUUUCUUUAUGGUAGAAUUUAACAUUCUGCAUACUCGCCGGUCUGCCUUCUUUGUUUCAAAUUUUAAUUAUCUUAUGCCACAAGAAAGCAUUGUUAAAAGAAAAACUAAUGGUUUCUGUGAUUAAGAUAACUAUUUAAGUACAAA